Molecule: messenger RNA, 1052 nt
Organism: Oryctolagus cuniculus (rabbit)
Lineage: Eukaryota; Metazoa; Chordata; Mammalia; Lagomorpha; Leporidae
Product: olfactory receptor 5B12
Biological process (GO): G protein-coupled receptor signaling pathway
Cellular component (GO): membrane
Molecular function (GO): G protein-coupled receptor activity; olfactory receptor activity
Source: RefSeq, a predicted model, not a curated record
CCCAUGGAGAAUAGUACAGGGGUGACUGACUUCCUUCUCGCGGGGUUAACUGAUGACCCAGAACUGCAGAUCCCACUCUUCACAGUCUUUUUACUCAUCUACAUAAUCACUGUGGUUGGGAAUGUAGGGAUGAUGCAGUUAAUUCUGUUGGACUCUCGUCUCCACACGCCCAUGUACUUUUUCCUCAGUAACCUCUCCUUGGUGGACUUCGGUUACUCUUCUGCUGUCACUCCCAAGGUGAUGGCAGGACUCCUCCUAAGAGACAAAGUCAUAUCCUACAAUGCUUGUGCCACCCAGUUCUUCUUCUUUGCAGGCUUCAUCACUGUCGAAAGUUUCCUCUUGGCCUCAAUGGCCUAUGACUGCUAUGCUGCAGUGUGCAAACCCCUGCAUUACACCACCACCAUGACAACAAGUGUGUGUGCUUGUCUGGCCAUCGGUUGCUAUGUCUGUGGUUUCCUGAAUGCCUCCAUCCACACGGGGAACAUUUUCAGGCUGUCCUUCUGUCAAUCCCAUGUAAUUGAUCACUUUUUCUGUGAUGCCCCUCCUCUCCUGGCUCUCUCAUGUUCAGACAGCCACAUCAGUGAGAUGGUUAUAUUUUUUGUGGUGGGUUUCAAUGCCCUCUUUUCUAUCCUGGUCAUCUUGAUCUCCUAUCUAUUUAUAUUUAUCACCAUCCUGAGGAUGCACUCCUCUGAAGGACGUCAGAAGGCCUUUUCCACUUGUGCGUCCCACCUCACUGCAGUCUCCAUCUUCUACGGGACGGUCAUCUUCAUGUACCUACAGCCCAGCUCCAGCCACUCCAUGGGCACUGACAAAAUGGCAUCUGUGUUCUAUACUAUGGUGAUUCCCAUGCUGAAUCCACUGGUCUACAGUCUGAGGAACAAAGAGGUCAAAAAUGCCUUGAAGAAAUCUGUGGGGAAGGCAAAAUCUUCUUUAGGAUUCAUGUAUUAAUUAUAUAAAUAUACAGUAAGACAUUUGUAUUUGUGUUGUAUAUACACAGUGAAAAUACUUAUCUAGCUUACAAAUUGCUACUACUUUGCAGGAAUUUACCGAGC